AGGCACUCGUUUGGCAUGGGAUGGCGAGGCAGGGAUGGAAGGAGGGAGAGCGAGGAGAACGACAAGCACAGCGGGGCCGACGACAAGGAAGAGGAAGAGGAGGAGAUGUGCGGACCAGGUCGUCACGCCCACCAGCGCGCCAAUCGCAGCGGGGAUGCCUCCAUUAUCCAACCCCACCACUACCGCACCUCCUCCCCCGCGCUGCUCAUCAAAUUCCACUUGGUGCUCCCCCCUGCUUCCAAGUUUCCCCCUCCCCUCUCCUGCAUCGUUUGCAUCCCCCCGCUCGCCACUCACUACUCCUCUCUCCUCCCCGCCUUCGCCUCUCCCAGAAAUUCAGGUCUCGCGGUGUCGAAGAUGGAGACUCUUGCGAUGGGAGCUUCCGUCUCGGCCAGCGGGCUGUGUGCUAGGGCGACCGCGCAGACGUCCCAGACGUCCCGGGCCGCUCUGGCUUCGGCCUUCUCGGGUAAGAGCCUGAGAGCGCUGAAGUCGAACGUGAGCUUGACGUUGGCGUCGCAGAGGCCCCGGCAGUUGCGUGUGGUGGCUGAGGCGCAGAAGGAGACGCUGAGCAAGACCGCGCAGCUUCCCGAGGACGAUGGCACGAGCGACGUGCAGAGGCCGGCGACGAAGGGGUCGGACAGGAAGAUGUCAAUCAAGGAUAUUGACUCGAAGGAGUACAAGGGCAAGACGGUGUUCGUGAGAGCAGAUUUGAACGUGCCGCUGAACGACCAGCUGGAGAUUACGGACGACACGCGUAUCCGCGCGUCCCUGCCGACGAUCCAGUACUUGACGAAGGCCGGCGCGAAGGUGGUGUUGGCGAGCCAUUUGGGGCGGCCGAAGAAGGGACCGGAGGAGAGAUUCAGUCUGAAGCCCGUAGCAGGGAGGUUGACUGAGCUGCUGGGGCAGACCGUGGAGCUGGCGCCAGACUGCAUCGGCGACGAAGUGAAGUCGAAAAUUGCUGGAUUGAAGGAGGGAGACGUGUUGCUGUUGGAGAACGUGCGGUUUUACAAGGAGGAGGAGAAGAAUGACAUCGAGUUUUCGAAGAAAUUGUCAGAGAACAUCGACUUCUUCGUGCUGGAUGCUUUCGGCACUGCCCACAGGGCGCAUGCAUCGACGGCCGGGAUCGCGGACUACGUGACGUCUCGAUUGGCUGGUUUGUUGCUGGAGAAGGAGCUGGAAUACCUGUCGGGCGUGGUGCAGAAGCCAACGAAGCCGUUCGUGGCCAUUGUGGGAGGAAGCAAGAUCUCGUCGAAGAUUACGGUGAUCGAGUCGUUGAUGAACGUGUGCGACAAGGUGAUACUGGGAGGAGGCAUGAUCUUCACGUUCUUCAGGGCGGAGGGCAAGAGUGUGGGGUCGUCACUGGUGGAGGAGGACAAGAUCGAGCUGGCGAAGAACUUGGCGGAGUUAGCGAAGAAGAAGGGCGUGGAGCUGAUCCUGCCGGUGGACGUGAUCGCAGCGGACAAGUUCGCUCCGGACGCGAAUGUGCAGACGUGCAGCGCGUCGUCGAUUCCGGAUGGGUGGAUGGGACUCGACAUCGGCCCGGAUGCGAUCAAGCAGUUCCAGGAAGCGUUGUCGGAUGCCAAGACGGUGCUAUGGAACGGGCCGAUGGGAGUGUUCGAAUUCGAGCAGUUUGCGAAGGGGACAUUCGCAGUGGCGGAGACGAUGGCGGAGCUGACGUCGAAGGGGGCGAUCACGGUGGUGGGAGGAGGAGACUCCGUGGCGGCGGUGGAGAAGGCAGGAUUGGCAGACAAGAUGAGUCACGUGUCGACGGGAGGAGGAGCGAGUUUGGAGCUGUUGGAAGGCAAGGUGCUGCCGGGAGUGGCAGCGCUGGAUGAUGUGCGCAUCCACGCGUAAAUCUGGCGAGCUGUUGUAGGAGGCAAGGCGGAGGGAGGAGUCGCUAGAGGGCGGGACUGUAUGAAUGGCAGUAGCAAUCCUUGUACACUUUUUGAUCUCUGUACGCACGGUAGUGGGUAGUUGUGGCUUCGUGGGAACAUGGGAUGAUGUUAGGGCGGGAGUCAAAGUGCUCCGUGCGCAUGCAAGCAUCGAAGCCAGCUCUCGUGGAUGGGAGCCUGUGAACAUUUGUCAAUUUUCAUCGUGAAUGGUAGUAGGAAUUUGGUGCGUUUCAAGGACA
Molecule: messenger RNA, 2128 nt
Organism: Physcomitrium patens
Lineage: Eukaryota; Viridiplantae; Streptophyta; Bryopsida; Funariales; Funariaceae
Biological process (GO): gluconeogenesis; glycolytic process
Cellular component (GO): cytosol
Molecular function (GO): ADP binding; phosphoglycerate kinase activity; ATP binding
Source: RefSeq, a predicted model, not a curated record